Messenger RNA from Prionailurus viverrinus (fishing cat), 2446 nucleotides. It is a transcript of the gene MGAT4D, whose product is annotated as MGAT4 family member D. The transcript has 13 exons. Bases 53 to 1267 code for a protein of 404 amino acids. Gene Ontology annotation, molecular function: acetylglucosaminyltransferase activity. Lineage: Eukaryota; Metazoa; Chordata; Mammalia; Carnivora; Felidae. Gene Ontology annotation, cellular component: Golgi stack; endoplasmic reticulum; endoplasmic reticulum-Golgi intermediate compartment. The record is from RefSeq and is a predicted model, not a curated record. Gene Ontology annotation, biological process: protein N-linked glycosylation.
UGCUUGUUGUCCCCACUCGCCGCGCCGCCGUCGCCCGCGUCAGGCCGGCUCCAUGAGGACUAAGCACGUGAACGUGCUGAUCGCGCUGGCCGCCUUCGUGCUUUUCAGCUUCUCCUGCUUCUGCAUCUCCAGGAUGACUCAAACUAGUAAUCAAUUAAUUAAUUGUAGAAACCAUAUUUUGGAAUUUAAGGAGAAAAUUCUACGUUUAAAAAAUAAAACUGAAAGAAAUCGCCAAGAGCUGAUCAAUGCCUUGAGUAAAAUGAAGUAUGAAAUGACACAGAGAGAAAAUACGUCCACAGACUUAGUUGAGAAGAAAAUGAAUACAUUGGGUAAGGAUGAAACAGUGUCUAAUAAUACAUUUGAAGUCCUAAAGUUCUUUUUCCCUCAUCUAAGGAAAGUGGGCAGAAUUUAUCCUGAUGUAAUCAUUGGCAAAGAGAAAACAGGUGUCUCUUUUGCGCUGGGUAUUUCCACUGUUAGCAGAGGAAAUCAGAGUUACCUGAAGCAAACCCUGAAUUCUGUUGUCUCCAGGAUGACUCUCUCAGAAGAGAAGGACUCUGUGGUGAUUGUCUCGGUUGCAGAUAGAAAUGAAGAUUAUUUAAAAUCUGUUGUUGACAUGAUUACAAAAAGAUUCAAAAGGCAGCUGAAGUCUGGAUCCUUGGAAGUCAUUUCAAUACCUGCCUUUUUUUAUCCAAACAUGUUACACAUCAAGCAGUCAACUGAGGACUCAGGAAAAUUAGAGAGUUGGCGCAUCAAACAAGUACUGGAUUUUUGUUUUUUGAUGCUUUAUGCCCAACCAAAGGCCAUGUAUUAUUUACAGCUAGAAGAUGAUAUCAUAGCUAAAAAGAGGUACUUUACAAAAAUCACAGAUUUUGUGCAUAAUAUCACUUCAAAUAAUUGGUUUUAUAUUGAGUUUUCAAUUCUUGGAUUCAUAGCGGUCAACUUUGCUCCCAACUCUCUGCUGCCACAAAGAAAUGAAGUGACAUAUUUUGUCCCCUGGAUCAGGACCACUGAGGGAAAGCUAUUUAAAUCUGAGGACUUAACUGACUUUGUGCGUUUUUUUUUAAUGUUCUACAAAGAUAAACCCAUAGAUUUGCUUUUGGGGGACAUUUUUCAGGUAAAGAUGUGUAACCCAGGAGAGACUCCUGAAAAAUGUGCAGAACGAAAUAAGCAAAUUCGUAUUCGAUAUAAACCUUCUCUUUUCCAGCAUGUGGGUAUACAGUCGUCAUUCUCUGGAAGAGAACAAUAUUCCAAAGAUAUUUAUUAUUAGGAGUUUCAUAAUUCGAGUACCUUCUUUAAAAAUGAUCAGCAUCAGUCUUUGGAAAAAAUGACAUAAUGAGGAUUAGUCUUAGUUCUCAACUUUCUUCAUAGUGGCUAAGAGACUAUCUCAUAUAAAAAAUUAAGGCUUUGAUAAUAUAGUGAAAAUAUGAAGAUAAUAAGCAUAACAAGAAAAAUUCUGUAAUACAUUGGAACCUCAGAAAAGCCUGAUUUCUCAUGGCAUCUUUCAGAAAUUAUAAUAAUGAAAAUGCAUAAUUAUAUAGAAGAGAAUUCAGAAAUUAACACACUUGUAGUUUGAAAGUGUUAAGCUCCCUCUUAUGUCAAGGAAAAUUACAGUGUUUAUUCAUGAUGUUUGUACCCUUACUAUUAUAAUUUAAUUAAAAAAAUAGUAAAAGCAGGGAAGUUUUUGAAAAUUGAGAAAUGAAUUUUGUUGACGUAGUUAUGCUAUCACAUAAUCUUAAUAAAUAGCUAAUAGUUCACAAACUUGUCAUGGACAGGUUCUGUGUAAAUUUGUAUAUGUUCUUAUCCAUUUUGUUAGGACAUCUAAAGAAAGCACAAUUUAAGCCUGGGUCUGGCAGUGCCACAAUAUCUUCUUGUCUUUUAAAUAAGUGCAUUUAAAACUAUAAACCUACCCCUAAAGUGCUGUUUGAACUGGUUUACCAACCUCUUGAUAUUUAUGUAUUCCGAUAGUCAUUCAGUUCUAAAAGAUUUUGUAAUUUCUCUUAUUAUUACUUUCUUAGCUCAUGGGUUAUUUGGGAGUGUUUUCUUUUUUUUUUUUUCUUCAAAUAUGUUGGUUUUUGCCAUCUUUUACUGUUGAUUUCUCAUUUAAUUACAUUGUUCUUAGUGGAUUUUUAUCUGUGUGGUGAGAUUUGAGAAUUAUUAAGAAUGCUUAUGUUUCAUGUGAAUUUGAAAAGAAUGUAUAGUGUCUGUAGACUCCCUUUUAAAUAUGUUGCAUUCAUUUGUUUCUUAUAAAUGUGCUUUGUGCUUUGAAAACGUCUUCUUAAAUAUUCCCAAUUAUUGGGUGCAGAAUUCUCUUAUAUCAGGCUUUUUAAUUUACUUAUUCAGGUUUUUAAAAUUCUUCCUAAUUUUUGUCUGCUUGAUUAUCAGUUUCUUAUAGGAGUCUAUUAAACUCCACUAUUCUUGUUAUUCUGUUGAGUUUUAUUUUAUUUAU